Molecule: messenger RNA, 1150 nt
Organism: Trifolium pratense (red clover)
Lineage: Eukaryota; Viridiplantae; Streptophyta; Magnoliopsida; Fabales; Fabaceae
Product: ubiquinol oxidase 1, mitochondrial
Exons: 3
Coding region: 527-790 (87 amino acids)
Biological process (GO): alternative respiration
Cellular component (GO): mitochondrion
Molecular function (GO): alternative oxidase activity
Source: RefSeq, a predicted model, not a curated record
AGUUAAUAUGCAUAAGGGUGUAUUUAUGCACAGUGCAUAAGGUGAUGACAACCAUCCGAUCAUGAUUUUUUGAUGACACGUGUAAUGAUCUGAAGGUCUCACUCUCUGACCCUGAGUCACACAGGAUCACACUAUUCUCUCAAGCUCACCGUCGCGAUUCUCUCAAGCUUUCUGGCGCGAUUCUCUCUGAAUCUCGUCGUCGUCUUCUCCAUCUCAAAUCGUGUUCUUGUAUCGUGUUCAGGAUCUUCGCAAACGUAGUAGAUUACCUCAAGCUCACCGUCGCAAUUCUCUCAAGCUCUCCGGCACGAUUCUCUCUGAAUCUCGCCGUCGUCUUCUCCAUCUCAAAUCUUGUUCUUGUAUCGUGUUCAGGAUCUUCGUAAACGUAGUAGAUUAUCCCAGCUCUCCAAGUUUUGAUUCAUUUGUGUUGGUGUUUUUGUAUGAGCGUGCUCUUGUCAUAACUGUCCAAGGUGUUUUCUUCAAUGCUUAUUUCUUAGGCUAUUUGCUCUCACCAAAAUUUGUACACCGUAUGGUUGGUUAUCUUGAGGAAGAAGCUAUUCACUCAUACACUGAGUUUCUCAAGGAGCUUGAUAAAGGAAACAUAGAAAAUGUUCCUGCUCCAGCCAUUGCUAUUGACUAUUGGCAGCUUCCCCCGAACUCUACUUUAAGGGAUGUUGUUAUGGUUGUCAGAGCUGAUGAAGCACAUCAUCGCGAUGUCAACCACUUUGCAUCAGAUAUCCAUUACCAAGGAAGAGAGUUAAGAGAGGCUGCUGCUCCAAUUGGUUAUCACUAGAGAUCAAGUAGUUUCACAGGUAGAUGGUUCUGCAAUGUUUGCUAGACCCCAAGUCAAGCCUAUUGGAGGCAAUAUUAUGGCUCGUGCAACCACAACAAGGUUAGCUCUCAGGAAAGGAAGAGGGGAAGAGCGAAUCUGUAAAGUGAUUAGUUCUCCUUGUUUGGCUGAAGCCGAAGCAAGGUUUCAGAUUUUAGGUGAAGGUGUUUCUGAUGUUAAAGACUGACCAAUUCGAGCAUUGUCUGAAACCUUGAAUGCUUUUUUUUUUUGUUUUUUAUUUGUGUCCUUUAGCUAGCUGUAAAAGAUGAUUUGAAACUAUCUAUUGUGUAAUUUUGCAAUAAUGUUCAGUUUUGUUGGCCCCUA